Messenger RNA from Penaeus vannamei (Pacific white shrimp), 4815 nucleotides. The record is from RefSeq and is a predicted model, not a curated record. NCBI's taxonomy places the organism in Eukaryota, Metazoa, Arthropoda, Malacostraca, Decapoda, Penaeidae.
GUGUAUCACUGGCAGAGUGAGGGAGGGGGCAAGAAGUCAUCUGUGGAUGACAUGGUCCUCCUCUCCAAGAUCACUGAGUCAGCCAUUGCAGAGAACUUAAAGAAGAGAUUUAUGGAAGACAAAAUUUACACCUACAUUGGGCCUGUGCUUGUUGCCGUGAACCCCUUCAAGCAGCUGCCAUACUUUGGAGAACGUGAAAUUGAGAUGUAUCAGGGUGCGGCACAGUAUGAAGUUCCGCCUCACAUAUAUUCUAUUGCUGAUACAAUGUACCGGAAUAUGUUGAUCGAUUCCGAUAGCCAGUGUGUCAUCAUAAGCGGUGAAUCUGGAGCAGGAAAAACCGUCUCUGCAAAAUUUAUAAUGAACUAUAUAACUCGCAUAUCUGGAGGUGGACAGAGAGUCCAACAAGUUAAAGAUAUUAUACUUGAGUCAAAUCCUUUGCUAGAAGCCUUUGGAAACGCAAAGACAACAAGAAACAACAAUUCCUCAAGAUUUGGAAAAUACAUAGAAAUUCAGUUUUCUAGUGGUGGUGAACCUCUCGGAGGAAAGAUUUCAAAUUUUCUGUUGGAAAAGUCUAGAGUUCACUCACUCAAUGAGGGUGAGCGCAACUUCCACAUCUUCUAUCAGCUUUGUGCCGGAGCAACAGGUGACAUGAAAAACAACUUGGGAAUUUCAACACCGGAUUAUUUUUCCUACCUCAGCCAGAGUGGUGUGUAUAAGGUGGAUGGCACCAAUGACGCACACGAAUUCCAGGAAACACUCAGAGCAAUGUCUGUGAUGGGUAUGGCGGAAGAGACGCAGAUGGAUAUCCUGUCUGUCGUUGCGGCCAUUCUGCACAUGGGCAACAUCUCUUUCGUAGAACAGAAUAAUGCAGCCACAAUUUCUGAUGCAGCCUUUCUGCAGUUCCCUGCCUACCUCUUGGGGAUCGACGAGCAGAAGUUAGGCCAGAAGCUUACCAGCCGCGUGUUUGACAGCAAAUGGGGAGGGAAGUCGGAGAGAGUUGACGUCACGCUCAAUCUGGAACAGGCUCAGUUUGCUCGUGAUGCUUGGUGUAAGGGACUCUAUUCUAGGAUGUUUGAUUAUAUUGUUGAGACUGUCAAUAAAGCCAUGGUUACCGAUGCCAACUUAUUCAGCAUUGGUAUCCUCGACAUUUAUGGAUUUGAAAUAUUUGGUCGCAAUGGAUUUGAGCAGUUUUGCAUCAACUACGUGAACGAGAAACUGCAGCAGAUUUUCAUUGAGCUGACGCUGAAGAGUGAACAAGAAGAAUACAAGGCUGAGGGUAUUCAAUGGAAGCCCAUUGAAUUUUUCAACAAUAAGGUUGUGUGCGACCUCAUUGAGAGCAAGAGACCACCUGGAAUCAUGUGCAUCUUGGACGACACGUGUGCUACCAUGAGUGCUGUUUCCGAGGGAGCUGAUGAUGAGUUCCGUAAUAAGAUGAGCUCACAGGUCGGGAGUAAUCCUCACUACCAGCCUUUCAACCACGGUUUCACCAUUAAGCAUUAUGCAGGAAAUGUCUCCUACCAUGUUGAAAACUUCUGUGAGAAGAAUAGAGAUGUGCUUUUUACCGACAUCAUUGAGGUCAUGCAAGGAAGCACCAAUACAUUCAUCCGCAGCCUCUUCCCUGACGUGCUUCAAAAGGGGUCGAAGACGCGGCCAACCACAGCAGGCACGAAGAUCCGCACUCAGGCCAAUGAGCUAGUCACAACACUGAUGAAGUGUGUCCCUCACUACAUUCGCUGCAUCAAGCCCAAUGAGACUAAGAAGCCGCAUGACUGGGAUGAUCAGAUGGUGAAGCAUCAGGUUGAAUAUUUGGGUUUGAAAGAGAACAUCAAAGUCAAGAGAGCAGGAUUCGCAUACCGCCGUCCCUACCAGAAGUUCCUGCACAGGUACGCCAUCUUGACCAAGGAGACAUGGCCAGCUUGGUAUGGAGAGCCCACAGAAGGCAUAAACGUCAUAAUGCGCAGCGUUAACAUGGAUCCUGCACAGUACCAGAUCGGCCGAAGUAAGAUAUUUGUGAAGGACCCUGAGUCACUCUACAUGUUAGAAGAAUCAAGAGAGCGCAAGUUUGACCACUAUGCAAGAGUCAUCCAGAAGGCAUUCAAAAAAUACUUCAGUAAGCAGAGGUACCUAAAGGAAAAAAUGGCAGCUAGUGAUCUUCUAGUGAACAGGAAGGAACGUCGCCGGAAUUCCUUGAACAGAAACUUCUACGGAGAUUAUAUUGGUGUCGAGUACAAACCAGGCCUGACAGCACUGAUUCCAAGGAGAGAUAAGGUGGAGUUUGCGCUGACAGUUGACAAAUUUGACCGUAGAUUUAAGAAGACCAAAAGAGAUCUCAUCCUGACCAAAUCCCACCUGUACCUGAUUGGGCGAAUGCAGGUCAAGAAAGGGCCAGAGAAAGGUCAGAUCAAAGACGUAAUCAAGAGGAAAAUUGACUUGGAAAAUAUCUCUCAAGCUACUCUGUCCACAUACCAAGAUGACCUGGUUCUGAUCCACGUCCGGAAUGACUAUGAGUCAUUGCUGGAAAUACGCUUCAAGACGGAAUUUCUGAUGGUCCUUAACAACAAAUUAAAAGAAAGACAUAACAGAGAGCUGCCUCUGAACUUCAUUAACAGCUUUGACUUCCGAGUGAAGAAAACUGGAUGGGGUGGUGGAGGGACAAGGCGAGUAAGAUUCACAGAUGGAACCACAGACGAACCCCUAUUCGCAUCUUCUGGUUCUACGCUGUCUGUCAAGAUUGCACAUGGUCUAUCUUCCACUUCAAGGCCUGGUAUAUAUGUGAUAACUCCGGAUAUAAGAAUUCUUGCCAAUGAGAUGAAAUCACCCAAGAGUAAUAAUGUCCCUGGCUCAAAAGGAAACCUGCAGCCACCUGCUAGGAAUUUUGUACACAGGAGCCCCGGUGGAAGUCCCCUUCCAAGGCCCUCAGGACCGGCCCCAAAACCCCCCGGCUUAGCAGCAGUUUCCCCAAGACCCCGAGGGCCAGCAGGACCACAAUUUCGCCCCCCAAGUGCUCAGCCAGUGACAAGUCCUGGAUUCCCACGUCCUCCUGUAGCAAGAAUGCCAUUGAAUCCUGGAGGAGGACCGCCUGCCUUUAGAUUGCCUGGAAUGGGUAGUCCUCCAAUUCAAGCUAUGCAGCCGCCGCCUCCACCACCUAGCGAUCCUUGUCCAGACAAUCAGCCAAGCAUCGGGAAUGGAAGCUCGCGUAGUGUGAAUAGACCCCCAGCAAGUCUACCCGCAAAACCACCUAUUAAUAGACCCAAGCCUACAGUACCUCAAGUCAGGGCACUCUAUGGAUAUGAUGCAAGUGAUAUAGAUGAGCUGACAUUUAAUGAAGGAGAUAUUAUGGUGUUAGUACAAGAAGAUAAGUCUGGAUGGUGGACGUGCAGGUUUCGUGGUCAAGAAGGGUUUUGCCCAGCUAAUUACCUUGAGAAAAUGUAAAUUCUUUGAUUGUGGUAAAUAAUAUAGAAAAAUAAUAAUCUGUAUAUUUGUAUCGAUUCAUUUUAUAUUGUGGAGUCAUUCUCUAGUAUCUCAAUAUUUUGCUGGAGUUUAGAGGAGAAAUAGUUUUAAAAUUAAAAGUUCAGCUUAUAUUUAUACCUCAUAAUGUUAAAAAGCAUUAGAGAGAAAUGAUUGAUAUAAAAUUAGAAGAAAAGUAGCUAGCAAUAUUAACUUAUUUGGAUAUUGUAAAGAUAAAAGUAUUUUGGUCCUAGAAGAAAAUAAAUGUCAGUGCUCAUCAUGUACUUUAUAUUUUAUUAUAUUUUGUAUCGUAUCUGUGUAUGUAUGUGUGCGCAUUCAUCUGUGUGUUUGCGCAUGAGUGAAUGCAUGAUGUGGGUGAGUGUUUAAGCAGAUAACCUUUCUGAUGGUUUGAACAGCUAGCAAAACAGUUUAUUCUUAAAGGAAUAAUUUUAUAGUUCUGCUGAAUUCCUGGUAUAUAAAACAUUUUCCUGUGGCAUUUCAUACUUUGAUGUGUUCGAGAUUAAUGGGAGGAUAUUAUAGACUAUAUUUUAAUAAAAUAUGGUUUAUUUUGUACAGGAUCAGGAGUUGAAUCAGAACAGUUAUUUGUUAAAAUUGCUUUGAAAAGUAAUAAGUGUAUGGCUAUUAUAUAUGGUCCAAGUAAUCUUCAUUACAUAUACCUGUAAAUAUUAUCCGUUUCAACCGAUAAGGGUAAAGAUGUAUAUUCUUUUUAAUAUACUCUUCAUUCUGUUUGUGUAAAUAAUAACUACAGCAUGACAAAUGGUUUUUGAACUUUUCUUUAUUGCAUAAUAACUUGUAUCAGGUUUGCCUCUAUUUGUUUUGUUAAAAAUGUGUGAUGUUAUGAUCAAAGCAGCAUUGAUUUGAUCUCUUAUGUAUAAUGUUUUCUCAGCCACAUGAAACCUAUUAUUCAGCAGUAAUGAAAAUUAGUAAUGCAAUUUGUUUCGUCAGCAGAAUUGUAUUUGUAUGUAAUGUCAUUAUUAAUAAAUUCCAUUUCUCAUAUUAGCUAUAUAUCAGUGUAUGCUUAAAGAAAAGAUAGGAAAAGAUUGUAAAUAUGUCUGUAUAUUCAUUUUUAUAAGUAUUUAACAUAGAAAUAUACUGUAUAGGUGGUAUACCAACCUUCAUUUAGUGAAUGGACUAUACAGCAGUGAAGAUUUCUUGCUACUAAUGAUUGACUUUUCUGUUUUGUUUGCUCCUCCAUAGUGCUAAGGAAGAAAUAAAUAUGCCAAAGAAAAGAUAUGAGUAACCAAUAUUUAACAAGUCAUCUUUGGAAGUGCUUAAUGAAAUGAUGGAUGGACAUUUGUAAAUUAUACACCUAUCUAGUCUUCAAUAAAAUUUCAUGUUUGAAGUAAA